GAUGAUUGUGGUCGUGUCUCUGCAGGUCUUUGCGAUGGCCGUCCUGAACCUGUCCUUUGCUGCGUGUGGGUUCUUGGGGAUCUACCACCUGGGGGCCGUGGGGGCCUUUCUCCGUCACGGCGGCCGGCUGGUGGGGUCCCUCAGGGCGUGUGCGGGGGCUUCGGCCGGGGCGCUGGUGGCAGCCUUGAUGGUCACAGCGCCUGAUAAAUUAGAGCACUGUAAAGAUUUCACGUUCAGGUUUGCAGAGAGCGUGCGGCGUCAGAGGUUUGGAGCCGUCACCCCGGGAUACGACUUCAUGCUCACGCUGCGGGAGGGGAUUGAAGAGAUUCUGCCCGCCGACGCUCACAGCCUGGCCUCGGACCGCCUCCACGUCUCCAUCACACACUCCAAGAGCGGGAGGAACCACGUGGUGUCCAGGUUUACCUGCAGGGAGGAGCUCAUACAGGCUCUUCUGGCCAGCAGCUUUGUGCCCGUCUAUGCCGGACUCAGACCUGUGGAGUUCAAAGGAGAGAAAUGGAUCGAUGGAGGAUUCACCGACAGUCUGCCCAUCCUGCCCGUGGGACGAACCGUCACCGUGUCUCCUUUUGCUGGACUGCAGGAUGUGUGUCCUGUUCACAGGGGGCGCUACAACCAUCACCUCAGACUGGCCAACAUGAACGUAAUGUUCUCCAUGGAAAACAUCAAACGUCUGAACCAGGCUCUGUUCCCUCCGUCCAGCAGCGGCAUGACGUCUUACUACGAGGAAGGUUUCAGUGACGCUGUGAGGUUCAUGAAGAGAGAGGCCUGGAUGAGCUGACGCUGAGAGAAGACUUUUUAAAGACGUUUUAAGAGUUUUAUUCUGCCGCGUGAUUUGAAGUGUUCUUAAUAAAGUCAGAGUGGUCGAUGCAGCUUCACC
This is a messenger RNA of Labrus mixtus (cuckoo wrasse), 895 nucleotides long. It is a transcript of the gene pnpla4, whose product is annotated as patatin-like phospholipase domain containing 4. Gene Ontology annotation, cellular component: cytoplasm; membrane; lipid droplet. Gene Ontology annotation, molecular function: retinyl-palmitate esterase activity; triacylglycerol lipase activity. NCBI's taxonomy places the organism in Eukaryota, Metazoa, Chordata, Actinopteri, Labriformes, Labridae. The record is from RefSeq and is a predicted model, not a curated record. The transcript is spliced from 6 exons. Bases 2 to 796 code for a protein of 264 amino acids. Gene Ontology annotation, biological process: triglyceride catabolic process; lipid homeostasis.